Messenger RNA from Caenorhabditis remanei, 714 nucleotides. RefSeq lists its product as uncharacterized. The record is from RefSeq and is a predicted model, not a curated record. Lineage: Eukaryota; Metazoa; Nematoda; Chromadorea; Rhabditida; Rhabditidae. The transcript is spliced from 3 exons. The coding region runs from base 1 to 714 and encodes 237 amino acids.
AUGAACAAGGCUAUUCGGAGGAAGAUGGAGAGGCGAGCCUUCUUAGCAGCGGCAGCUGGCUUAGCGGCGGCGGCCUUCUUCGGUGCGGCUUUCUUGGCUGGAGACUUGGCGGCCUUCUUAGCGACUGGCUUCGAGACCUUCUUUGGUGCCUUGGCCUUCUUCUCUCCGACGGCCUUCUUUGGCUUGGCGGCUGCUGGCUUCUUGGUCUUUUUCUCUCCAGUGGCUGCGGCCUUCUUUGCUGCAGGCUUCUUGGCGGUUGGCUUCUUGGCCUUCUUCUCUCCAGUGGCGGCCUUCUUCUCGGCGGCUGGCUUCUUGGCGGCGGCGGCGGCCUUCUCGGCGACACGGAAACGUCCGUUGGCUCCGGCUCCGGCGGCUUGGACGAGGGCCUUGCUGGAGACACCACGCUUGAGGGCUUGGCGGAGAUGGGCGUUGAUCUGGAAGAAAGGGAAUGAAAAAACUUACUUGAAUAACGUUGUCUCCGAGCUUGAAGUGGGAAGAGAUGAACUUGAGGAUUGCUUGCUUGGAAGCUCCCUUACGGUCCUUGAGCUCCUUGAUGGCCUCCUUGAUCAUGUUGAUGUAUGGUGGAUGGGCGGCUGGAGCCUUGACCUUGGCGACCUUGGUUGGCUUGGCGGCCUUGGUGGCCUUAGCCUUUGGAGCUGGGGCGGCUGGAGCAGCAGCGGCGACGGCGACUUGAGCGGAAUCCGACAUUCUUGA